Messenger RNA from Talaromyces rugulosus, 1668 nucleotides. RefSeq lists its product as uncharacterized. The record is from RefSeq and is a predicted model, not a curated record. Gene Ontology annotation, molecular function: DNA-binding transcription factor activity, RNA polymerase II-specific; DNA binding. Bases 1 to 1668 code for a protein of 555 amino acids. Lineage: Eukaryota; Fungi; Ascomycota; Eurotiomycetes; Eurotiales; Trichocomaceae. Gene Ontology annotation, biological process: regulation of DNA-templated transcription. The transcript has a single exon.
AUGUUCCAGCCUGACUGGGCGCUCGAAGACCCCCAGACCGAAGAUGCAUACGACCCAGCAACACUAGAUUUCACCUGGGACGACCUCAUCGACCUCGACUACGCAGACCAAGCACCACAAACCACAUCUCUUAACCACCACAUAAACGUCCACGACUGGCUCGACGGCGCAUCUGCUCCUCCCUCGCCCUGCACUCACUGCACCCAGGCUCGUCUACAAUGCCUGGUCCUACGCACCGUCGCCGCCGCAAACCCAAACCCCAUCCGCGCGUGCUCCAGCUGCGUCGCCCUGUUCCGCGAGUGCAGUCUGGCUGUAGGCGAGAAGCGACAGCCGUCGGAGUUUGAGACGCUGGCGCCGAUAUACGGGCACAUGCAUGGGCUGGCCGAGGAGGACAACCACGGUGAACCAGAACCAGAGCAAGAACCGGAGCGAGACCGAGAGCGAGACCGGGGAGACCACACGCAUGUGUCGUCGUUGCGAAGAGGAGGCCGAGUGCUCCGAAACUGGUUCCAUCGGCAUCACGAAUACCCAUACCCAACUGACGACGAGAAAGAUGCGCUGGCGCACGAGUCCGGGCUCAGUAAGCGACAGGUUGCAAACUGGUUUUCUAAUGCGCGACGCCGACACAAACAGCAGCAUCACGCGAGGCAGGAUAGCAGCAACAACAGCAGCAUUGCACAGCGUCUCCACCGCUCUGGCUCGCCUGUUCCCCCGAGAUCCAGUGGGUUUGCGCUGAUGACGAUGAUGACGCCUAUGGAGAGAUGGCAGAGCUCGCCGCCGGAUAGCGAGCCGGUGUCUGAGUCGGCGAUUCAGAAUGCGAUUAUCGCCUCGUCGCAGCUUGAUUUUCCUGCGACAAGGCGCCCUCUGGAGGCUUCGACGGAUGAUGCUAGUUCUUCGCGGGUCAGCUCAUCCAGGUCGAGUCUGGCUGGGUAUUCAGAGUCCUCGGGGAGCAUGACAUCGGCAUGGAGCAACCAGUCUGGGACGAUAGCAUGCGAUAUCAUUCAGAACCAAAGACGACGACGACGACAACGGCGGGGAGCCCACACACCUAUUCAAGACCAUCUAUACCAGUGCACAUUCUGUCGGUACUCGUCCAAGAAGCGACACGACUGGGCGCGGCACGAGCGCAGCGUGCACCUCUCCCUCGAGUCCUGGUUAUGUACUCCUGACCUGGAAGCUGUGCGCACAGCUGUUUUUUCUUCAUCUCAAACAUGCGCCCUCUGCGGCGAGGCCAAUAUCUCGGCCACGCAUUUUGACGACGUCCACGAUUUUGCCAUUUGCGCAGACCGUCCUGUUGCCGAUCGCACCUUUGGCCGCAAAGAUCAUUUCUGGCAGCACCUGCAAAAGUUUCACCGCUGUACUACUACUACUACUACUACUACUACUACUACUACUACUACUACUACCACUUCUAUUACUUGUGCCCCUAGUAAUAGCGAAAGAAAUUCAGAAGACGUGCUGCAGCGUCUCGACCGGCUCUGUCGCUCGCAGCGGCAGACCCAAGUGCGCUCGCGCUGCGGGUUCUGUGAGGGUAUGCUGCAGACGUGGGAGCAGCGCGCGCAGCAUCUGGCGGAGCAUUUCAAGCAAGGGUUUCGCAUGAGCCAGUGGCACGGGGAUUGGGGGGUAGAUGUAGAGUUGAGGGGGGUUAUUGUUCCGUGGGAGAGGUGA